UCGACUUAACGUUCAAAACUGUAUCGGUUAGCGAGCGAAAAAAGGGAGGCGUGCAGCAAGGAAAAUAACUUUGAGAGAGCUGUUAUAGCUUCAAAUUUAACAUCAAAAAACUUCCUGACCAAAGAGGAAUGGCGCACAAACAGAUCUAUUAUUCAGACAAAUACAACGAUGAGCACUAUGAAUACAGGCAUGUCGUGCUACCGCGGGAACUGGCAAAACAAGUGCCCAAAUCUCACCUGAUGUCGGAGGACGAGUGGAGGCGACUUGGGGUGCAGCAGAGUCUCGGAUGGGUGCACUAUAUGAUCCACGAACCUGAACCGCACAUUCUCCUGUUCCGAAGACCGCUUCCAAAACACUGACGUGAAAUUCUGGAAUUUUCUAGGACAUCCACGUGUAUUCAUCUGGUAUUCAGAAUGUACUUGCAAGCCUACAAGUGGUGAACUCCUGUGCUUGAGCUGUAUUCCUCACAGCAACAACGCUCAGACUAUUAAGAGAAAUGGAAAUUCUCCUAUGUGAAUAUGUAACGGGGUGUAUAAUGUGAACAUGAUGAUUAUUAUUAAAGUGCCUAUUGUUAUAUUGUUUUUUUUUUACCCAAGUCUUUAGAAUAAAGUUCUUUUUGCAUCAAAGGUGUAAAUAUGUAGAUACUUGGUGGCUUCCCCUUGAAUGUGCCAAAUGAAACAAACAUGAAAACUAUUAUCCUGUUUCAUGUCCUUACUUUUAAAAGGAAUAAUCUUGUUCCGUUUCUGAGGAUUGUAUCACAAGGAAUUAAACUGUAUAUAGACUGAUGAUUUCAGGGAAAACUGAGUAGACAGGGUCCAGUAGUAAACUGAAUCAUUGACAUUGGGUUAAAAAAACACUUGAAUUGUGUGCAUCAUGCAUGUUAAAUGGAAGUGGUUAAAUGCAAGUACAUUGAAAAGCGAUGCUUUAUGUUUGUUCAUAAAAUACCAUGUAAACACUUGAGAGGUUGUAUGCCAGCUUUAUAAAC
This is a messenger RNA of Megalops cyprinoides (Indo-Pacific tarpon), 985 nucleotides long. RefSeq lists its product as uncharacterized. The coding region runs from base 129 to 359 and encodes 76 amino acids. Gene Ontology annotation, biological process: regulation of mitotic cell cycle. Lineage: Eukaryota; Metazoa; Chordata; Actinopteri; Elopiformes; Megalopidae. The transcript has 3 exons. Gene Ontology annotation, cellular component: cyclin-dependent protein kinase holoenzyme complex; SCF ubiquitin ligase complex. Gene Ontology annotation, molecular function: protein kinase binding; histone binding; cyclin-dependent protein serine/threonine kinase activator activity. The record is from RefSeq and is a predicted model, not a curated record.